AUGAAGGUUGGAUGUGACUUGAGAAAUGGUCUCAACAGGCGGCUAUCUUCAUGGAAGAAUUCCGAAGACCCUUCACCUGGAGAACUAACUUAUGGGAUAGUACAUCCUCCAUAUCCUGAGGCACUGAAAAAUAAAUCUGUAAUCUCAAGGCUUGUUGUGAACCAAACCACCUCUGCACUAGAGCGCCCUGUUUGGAUUGAAUCUGAUCAGAUUUGGAAGCCAUAUUUCUCAUGGCCACAAGAUUAUUGUGACGAUUAUGAUCUAUGUGGUGCCAAUGGAAUUUGUGACCUCGGUGCCCCCCCUGUUUGCCAAUGUCUGCAAGGAUUCAAGCCAAAAUCACCAGAAAAAUGGAAAUCAAUGGACUGGUCACAGGGAUGCAUACGCAACGAGCCACUGAAUUGCCACAGUACCGAAGGCUUUCUUAAAUUUGUUGGCUUGAAAGUGCCAGAUACUGCUAAUUGUUGGGUGAACCAAAGUAUGAAUCUUAAUGAAUGCAGGGACAAGUGCUUAAAGAAUUGCUCUUGCAUGGCUUAUACAAACUUGGAUAUCAGAGAAAAUGGUAGUGGUUGUGCAAUUUGGAUUGGUGAUCUGAUUGAUAUCAGACAAUUCGCCACUGGCGGAGACAAUUUGUACAUAAGAAUGCCGGCUUCAAGCUUAGAAGGGACAAACAAUGGGACUACAGGGAAAUCGGAUCCUGGAGAAGCAAAAGAUGGUACAAAAUGGAUCAUACCCGUUUCUAUUGUAGCCACCAUUGGAGGAAUUGCUGGGAUACUUCUUGUCAGCUAUCACAUUUGGAAAGGCAAGACAAAAGCUGAAAAUGGUCAUAGCGAAGAGAGCCCAAAUGAUAACGGCUUGGAUUUACCAUCAUUUAACUUGGCUACAAUAUCUAUUGCUACUAAUAACUUUUCAACAAACAAUAAGCUUGGACAAGAAGAGAGGGCAACUGAAUUGAUCGAUACAUUAGUCGAGUACUCGUGCAUUUAUCCUGAGAUAUUCAGAUCCAUCCAUGUGGGACUCUUGUGUGUGCAACAACAACCAGAGGAUCGACCGAACAUGUUAUCGGUGGUUCUAAUGUUGAGCGGCGAGAGCGUAUUGCCUCAGCCGAAGCAACCAGGUUUCUUGAUAGAAGUACAAAAUGAAGCUCAUCCCUCAUCAAGCAACAAUGAAUGUUGUUCAGCCAAUGAGAUGACUGUUACGUUGUUGGAGGCUCGUUAG
Messenger RNA from Ilex paraguariensis (yerba mate), 1215 nucleotides. The record is from the annotation of a GenBank genome assembly. Lineage: Eukaryota; Viridiplantae; Streptophyta; Magnoliopsida; Aquifoliales; Aquifoliaceae.